AUGAUGGUCCUCGGCAUCAUGGUGAUCCUCGUGGUGGUGGGCUACCGCAACAAGAAGUUCGCGAUGGUCCUCGGCAUCAUGGUGAUCCUCGUGGUGGUGGGCUACUCGGACAAGAAGUCAACGAUGGUCCUUGGCAUCAUGGUGAUCCUCGUGGUGGUGGGCUACCGCAACAAGAAGUUCGCGAUGGUCCUCGGCAUCAUGGUGAUCCUCGUGGUGGGCUACCGCAAGAAGAAGUUUGCGAUGGUCUUCGGCAUCAUGGUGAUCCUCGUGGUGGUGGGCUACUCGGACAAGAAGUUCGCGAUGGUCGUCUGCAUCAUGGUGAUUCUCGUGGUGGGUUACCUCAACGAGAAGUUCGCGAUGGUCCUCGGCAUCAUGGUGAUCCUCACGGCCCUCUUCAACAGGAUGCUCAGCUACCAGUAUGCGAUGUUCAUGGUGCGCCUCAAGGUGUUGGAGGAGAAAAACGAUGCAAGUGGUUCACAGAGCCAGGGUGUCUCGAAGAAGAAUCGUUGCUACACUUGUGGAGCUGAAGGAGGAUGGAGCACGAUCGGGCGGAAGUGCAGCGGCAAGGGCAAUGGUGAGGUCAAAGAUGCUCUUCGUGAAGCAGCUCAGGCACCGAAGUCGAUGAUGGGAGCUGCGCCAGCCACCUCGUCCUCGACUACCACAUCCUUGGAGAGCUUGCAAAAGCAGCUGGAUGAGCUGAGAUUGAAGGCUUUGAGGGUGUCCGAGGAGUCAGCUGUGAUGAAGAAGAAUCAGCGAGUUCCUUUGGACGAGAGAGUGAAUGGUGAAUCUAUCCCGACGUUGAUUGAUUCCGGAGCUACUCAUAUACUUCGGCAACCUCGCGAUGAGAAUGAGCUGGCCUCGGCGACGAAGGUGAUGGUCACCUUGGCGAAUGAUGAGAAGCGCAACCUCUUGCAGGCUGAGUCCGGAGCUAUCUUGUCUACCUCGCCGGAUACGCAGCCGAUUUUACCAAUGGCAGAGCUUGUGAGAGCAGGAUGCGAAGUAACUUGGAAACGAGGGAUGUUCAGAGUUGUUCAUCCCGUUUGGGGCGAGCUGAAGACCUCUUUGAAAGGGGGGUGUCCCGAGUUGGCUCAGGAACAGGCCGCGAAGCUGGUGAGUGAGAUCGAGGAGCGCAAGCUGUCUGAGUUCAAGGAGGGCAUCUCGUUGCUGAUGGCGAAGUUGGAUUAUUUGGUUCGCGAGGAGAAGCUUCCUUGGACGAGCUACGUGAGGAAGUACCUGGGUGGUGGCCUGGCAAAGGACCUGUGGAAGGCUAUGCAGGGAUCGUUCAUGAAGGAGCUUCCCGACUCAAUGUUGGACCCUCUGUGUCAGGGUGUUAACCUAGAUGAAGGCUGGGAACACUUGAAGGCUGAAGGCUUUUCCGCUUCCUCAACGACUUCGUAA
This is a messenger RNA of Symbiodinium necroappetens, 1398 nucleotides long. The record is from the annotation of a GenBank genome assembly. NCBI's taxonomy places the organism in Eukaryota, Dinophyceae, Suessiales, Symbiodiniaceae.